Messenger RNA from Cercospora beticola, 1730 nucleotides. RefSeq lists its product as uncharacterized. NCBI's taxonomy places the organism in Eukaryota, Fungi, Ascomycota, Dothideomycetes, Mycosphaerellales, Mycosphaerellaceae. The record is from RefSeq and is a predicted model, not a curated record.
GUUCGCCUGAGCAAAGUAGAGUGACAGCUGUUAUGCCAUCACUGAUCAAGAUUGCGGCGGCAUUGUCGCUCGCAGGCUUCGCUCAUGCGAGACCUUCGAAUGUCGAAUCUCGCGAUGUUGGCCUCUCAAACUCGACUGAGCUGCCGAUAGUUGACCUAGGCUACGUACUUCAACGAGCGACGGUCUUCAACGACACCGGAAACUACUACAACUUCUCGAACAUCCGAUACGCGCAGCCUCCAGUCGGUGAUCUGAGAUUCCGAGCACCAUUGCCACCUGUCGAGAACCGUACGGCUGUCGAGACAGGAGAGGUCGAUCGAAUUUGCCCUCAAGCGAAUCCAGCUUGGCUGCUGACUGCCACACAAUUUGUUCCUUCGUACCUAGCAGGCAAGAGGAACUUCACCGCCGCCGACUUCAAUGUCAGCAGUUCUGGCAGCGCCAGCCUGCCCGAACAGGAUCCUCGAACUACAGAGGACUGCUUGUUUCUGGACGUUCAGGUGCCAAAGGAGAUUUUCGAUAGAGCCGGAGCCGAUGACUUCGAAGGCGCGCCUGUUCUUGUGUGGAUCUAUGGAGGUAGUUUCACUGGUGGCUCGAAGCAGGGCGCAGGUAAUCCAGCAGGCCUUCUGGCCAGGGCGCAGAAUGAGAAGAACAAGGGCGUGGUUUACGUCGCCAUGAACUACCGCCUGGGCGCUUUUGGAUGGCUUUCCGGACCAGAUCUCCAGGCAGACGGCACCACUAAUACUGGGCUCUACGAUCAGCGGCUCGCAUUGGAAUGGAUUCAAGACAACAUUCACAAGUUUGGAGGUGACCCGAAGCGAGUAACGCUUGUUGGAGAGAGUGCAGGUGGGUCAUCGAUCAUGCACCAGAUCACUGCUUUCGGCGGCUCAAAGCCAGUGCCCUUUCAGCAGGUUGUUGCUCAAUCUCCAGGAUUUCAACCGAUGCCCUCAAACAUUGAGCAAGAUAGCAUUUUCAAUGCUUUCCUCGGUCUAGCUGGCGUCAAAACUAUCGGCGAGGCUCGUCAGCUUUCAUACGAGAAACUGCAAACCGCAAACAUCAUUCAGACAGCACUUUCUCGGUACGGCCAAUACACGUGGGGUCCAACUGUAGACGGCAUCUUCGCUCCAGAGCUUCCUGGCCAGCUUCUCGCCAAAGGACGAUUUGCCAAAGACGUCAAAGUCAUGGUCGGCCACAACCAAAACGAAGGACUGCUAUUCGUCAAUCCUCUCGCCUCGAACUCAAGCGGUUUCGAAGACAACAUCGACAGCCUCCAGCCAUCGAUCAAAGCUUUCCCGCUGUACAAGAACUACCUCGCCAACACACUUUACCCCGCCGAUGCCUACCCUGGCCAGAUCGAGCGUUAUGCAGCGAUUGUCGCCGACUCAGCCUUCGUCUGCAACACUUUUUACCUAGACAAGGCGUUCGGCAACCAGACUUACGCUUACUUCUUCGUUGUGCCUCCUGCGCUUCACGGCACUGACAUCGCAUACACGUUCUACAACGACGGCGGACCCAGCAGCGAUGUUAUCAACGUUGAUGUUGCAAUUGCGUUGCAGGAGUAUAUUACACAUUUUGCCGAAUUUGGGUAUCCGAGCGAGACUGGUGUGCCGCAUUUCCCGAUUUAUGGUGAGAAUGCGACAGUGACGGUGUUGAAUGCUACGAGUAUUACGCAGGCUGUUGAUCCGGCUGCGAACGAGAGGUGUAACUGGUGGCAGAAGGCGCUGUACUACUAG